Molecule: messenger RNA, 339 nt
Organism: Staurois parvus
Lineage: Eukaryota; Metazoa; Chordata; Amphibia; Anura; Ranidae
Source: the annotation of a GenBank genome assembly
CUGCAGUAAACUUCCAUGGUGAUUUUCUUCAAUUCUUGCAUCAGAAGACACUCCUGUCAAGGUGUUAACCUCCAUGGAUGGCCUGGACAUCUCUGUGAGAUGGUUACAGUUCCUUCUUUGUUAAAUUUUUGUAUCGCUUUUGCUGCAGUAUUCUGACUGAUAAGUAAAGCUUUGCUGAUCUUCUUGUAGCCUUCACCUUUCUUGUGUAAAGAAAUUAUUUUCUUUUUCAGGCCUUGUGACAUUUCUCUUGCAUGUAGCACCAUUGCUGACAGCAUGAAAUGGGAAGGGCUUUUCUUUGUUAAGUAAUGCCCUUUUAUAAUCAUCUGUCUGCUGGACACC